Mollisia scopiformis is the source of this 1230-nucleotide messenger RNA. RefSeq lists its product as uncharacterized. The record is from RefSeq and is a predicted model, not a curated record. Bases 1 to 1230 code for a protein of 409 amino acids. The transcript has 4 exons. NCBI's taxonomy places the organism in Eukaryota, Fungi, Ascomycota, Leotiomycetes, Helotiales, Mollisiaceae.
AUGGACUCCUCGACUCCUACUCCUCGUCCUUCUAAGACAAGAGUGACCAUCAAACUCAACCUCGCACCAAAAGACCCGAAGCCCGACUCGGAACCUGUUACGGAAGCUGAAGCUCAAUUCGAAUCCGAGAUUGAUCUUGAAGAUGAUAUCGAGCCUGAAUCUCCAACUCCAUCAAGAAGACAACCUCAUCGGGAAGCAAAGCUCCAUGUCCUUUGGCGUGACCUCAAUGCCGGCGAGGUUUCUGCCGUCUAUCCAUGGUAUCCUGGUUCGCAGCUCGUGCAGCAUGAAAGAGAUUCUCCUGAUGCUAUGGAUGAGAGUCGCGGUUCCCCUGAAAUGGAAGACAAUGCCACCAUCGCGGAAGAUCCACUCGCAGGAAUCAAACUCAGGAAGCUUCCCGUCGGUCUUACAUCUCGGGACAUCCAAGAUCCAGAGGAGCGAUACAAGUUUGAGACGAAAAUGCAGCUGGCGAGUUCAACUGCUACGAUGGUUAUGAACUUGGACAACGAGCAGAUAAUGCGAUUCUUGGUUGAGAUCAAGGCUUGUCCUUUUACUACCUACCUCGAUGCGAACCGAGUUCUACGCUCCAUCACUGAGACAAUGGUCACCUUCGGCGUUGAAGAUAUGAUUCGAGAAGGUUACAUCAAAGGUGCAACCGACUAUCCCAUCAACCAACAUAAUCCCACCCAAGCUGUCGAUGCAUACGCUGUUAUGGAAAAUAUCUACCGCUCAGCAUCAAACACUCGUGGCGAGAUCAACUCAUACGCUUCUCUUGAUCCAGAAAACGAGAACAAGAUGAGAUGGCACCGAAGCCUCUACCACGAUGUUCGCGCCAAGAAUAUCAUUGCAGGAAUCGAAAAGGUUGAGCAAAAGUGGAAAUCAAUCACACCCCGUCGAUACAGAACCAUCUCCACCCUCCGCCUGGCUUUCGACUACCUCUCCAACAUCUACCACCCCACGUAUCCUUGGCCAUGCAGUCACGCCUACUUCGAGGCUACGCUAGAGAUGAUUCGCAUCAAUGAGAUUUAUUGUAUGCUGGUCUUUGAAGAGGAUAAGUACUCCUUCUUGGAAGGUUUGAGGAAGGCGAUGGUGGAUGCUGAGACUAGGCGGAUGAAGGAAUGGAUUGAGGCUAGGUCGGAUGAGCAGUUCUUUGAUUUGAUGGGGACUGGCUUAGCGCCGGAUUUCGAGGAUUCGUUGGAAGGUGCACUAAACCCGUACAAUUCUGCUUCUUGA